Molecule: messenger RNA, 1137 nt
Organism: Naegleria fowleri
Lineage: Eukaryota; Heterolobosea; Eutetramitea; Acrasida; Naegleriidae
Exons: 1
Coding region: 1-1137 (378 amino acids)
Source: RefSeq, a predicted model, not a curated record
AUGAUCAAAGUGGCUCAUGUGAAAAUUCCAAUUCUUGACGAAGGAGAUGGUGUGACAAGAAAUGCUCAAUUUGAAGAAUUGAAAGAUAAGGAAAUUAUGUCAUUCUUAACCUAUAAAUAUACUAUUCACAGAAGUACCAAACCAGAUGAUUACGGAGCUGUGAUGAGUACAUUCGAUGAUUAUCCAUACUUUGGUACAUUUAGAAUUUAUGAAACAUGGGAAAUUUCUCUCAAGGAUUCACUUCUCUAUUUUUAUUCACCUUCUCAUCUCUAUAAUGAGAAAUUAAAUAGAGAUUAUUUUACAGUGGAAUGUGUUCUUGGAAUUGUGACCAUUCAAGAAUUUAUUUUCAAUUUAAAAUUUCAGUCACAAUUCGAAGAAGCAAAACCAGGCACAUCCAUCGAUAAGAGAAAGAAACGAUCUUUUUACACAUUAUUAGACCCAGGAUCUGACACUCCACAUUUGAUUAGAAAACAUUUACCUGCAUUGGAUUUUGUUUGUUCCUAUCUUGAUGAGUCCUCUGGUAUUAUGAUCACACAAUAUACCACUGUGAUUGAUAUUGGAUCCAGUGGUGCCUUUGUUGUGAGCUAUUACAGCAACUGUGCAUCAAGAAAUCGAGAAGUUUAUGAAAAAUUUAUGGAACAAUCGAGUUUUGUCAAGACUGAAAAUUUACCAUGGACAGAUAUUGAAUUAUUUGAUGGAAUUGAAUUGAAAAUACCUUUUGGAUUUAAAGUGGGAAGUGAAAGUGGUAUUGUGUUCUUGUUUAGUCCAAUCCAACAAUGUUAUCAGGACGUUAUUUGUGAUAAUUUUAUGAUUCAACUUCUUGUGACUGAUUCUUCACUUGUAAAAGUGGCAACCUCUAUUCAAAAUCAAUUUAGAGAAAAGAAACAAUUAGAAUUGGUAGAAGAUUUGGAAUUGAUUGACUUGGAACUUGGAUCUACUUUAAUUUAUGGCUAUCGAUUUGAAGUGAAAUUUGUCGAAGAAAUCAAAGGUUCAGUGAAUACUAGAAAUGUGUCACAACUUGUAGUCGUAUUUAACGGAGUGGAUGUUGGACAAAAGUUUGUUUUCACAUACACAAGCACGACUGGACUCCCUUGUCGAUCUCUCUUUCUUCAAAUGAUUGAAACCUUUUCAAGUUAG